CCGGCUGUUCCGGUUCGGUCCUCGGAGCUGGUGUCUUUGGCUGGGGCCGGCGGGGUACGUGACCGAGCCAGAGAGGCGAGGCCGCAGUUAUGCCCCGGUAUUAUGAGGACAAGCCUGAGGACGCGGCGUGCGCGGGCGUGAAGGAGGACCUGGGCGCGUGUCUGCUGCAGUCCCGCUGCGUGCUCCAGGAAGGAAAAUCUCCUCGGCAGUGUUUGAAGGAAGGGAACUGCAGAGCUUUGCAGUAUUCAUUUUUUGAAUGUAAAAGAUCAAUGUUGGAUGCCAGAUCAAGAUUCAGAGGAAGAAAAGGAUAUUGAUAUCAUUAUAUUAAAAGCAAGAUGAAUAGCAAUGCAGGGCUUUCCCUGGUCACUAACAGAAAAGCCAAAAUAGGAAAUGUGAUUUUGCUGCAUGUUUGGUGGACUGGUUUUUCUCUCCAUAGAACACUGAAGAAAAUGGAUAAAAAAUUUUGCUGAAAUUAUUUUUAGAAGAUAAACAAUUGAAAAUCUAUGGGCUGAGAACUUAAUGUGUUUUGAAAAUUGUUCAAAAGCAUAAAGAAGGGCUGGAGAGAUGGCUUAGUGGUUAAGGCGCUUGCCUGUGAAGCUUGAGGACCUGGGUUCGAUUCCCCAGUACCCACGUAAGCCAGAUGCAAGGUGGCACAGGCAUCAGGAGUUCAUUUGCAGUGGCUGGAGGCCCUGGCAUGCCCAUUCUCUGUCUGCCUCUCUCUCUUUCUCUCUGCCUCUUUCUUUCACAAAUCAAUCAAUAAAAAGCACAAAGAAUGGAAAGAUAGUUAUUUUCAACCAUGACUUUCAAUCACAGUCUGUACUAGAAGGCCAUGAAUGGGACUUUACUAUGGGAGACUAUUGUCAGGGUUCUUCCAUCUCUCGGUGGUUUUCUGUUUGUUGCUUUCAUUUCUAGGCUGGGUCUCUAUUCAUUUCCAAAGAGGAGAACAUGAACUUCCCUUUCCAGCAUCCACAAAUCCAGUCAUACUAAAGGACUGUUCCCUGGAUCACCUGCUCUUGCAUCAGACCCUUGUGAUCUUGGCCAAGUUUGGGACUUAUGUGACAACUACCGUCAGAAUCACGUUGGAUUCAAUCAGUUGGAUUUGGAACAAGCAACAAACCAACAGAUGUUCACUCUGAACAACAAACAUGCAGGUGAAAACAGUUUAGAAUCACAGUAAUUUUAUUUUUAUCACAACCGAGUUGAGAGUCAAGUAGGAAUCCAAGUUUCCAACUGGAUUUUUGCAGUGAAGAACAAUGAAGAAUCAUUGUUUUAUUUUUCAUGCUUUCAUUGGAACUAAAUCAAAGAAUUGUGAAGAUCACUUGUUAUUGUAAAUGACACUUCAAAUGGUGAGAAUUCCCCAGGGUAUCAGUGGGGCCUGGGGUGUAUAUUGUUCCACUGGGAAGGGAAAGUUGAUGACUAGUCAGCACUGUUGUAUACCAACUAAAGUGCUAGAACAUGUUUUGUGUGAGUUUAGGAUCAAACCCAGGGCCAUGUGCAUAUUAGGCAAAUGUUCUCCCACUGAACCACACCUUCCUUAAGAGUUAAAACUUGUAGAGGCCCCCAACACCUCAUCACUGAAGCAGACCAAAAAUGAACCCAACGUGGCUCAGGGAAAUUUUGCAGAAGAGGGGUCGGAAAGAAUGUCAGAGCCACAUGUUGGGUCAAGUUAUGCAGAGA
Jaculus jaculus (lesser Egyptian jerboa) is the source of this 1677-nucleotide messenger RNA. Its product is annotated as cytochrome c oxidase assembly factor 5. Bases 90 to 314 code for a protein of 74 amino acids. Gene Ontology annotation, biological process: mitochondrial respiratory chain complex IV assembly. The transcript is spliced from 3 exons. NCBI's taxonomy places the organism in Eukaryota, Metazoa, Chordata, Mammalia, Rodentia, Dipodidae. Gene Ontology annotation, cellular component: mitochondrion. The record is from RefSeq and is a predicted model, not a curated record.